Mangifera indica (mango) is the source of this 1248-nucleotide messenger RNA. RefSeq lists its product as uncharacterized. Lineage: Eukaryota; Viridiplantae; Streptophyta; Magnoliopsida; Sapindales; Anacardiaceae. The coding region runs from base 468 to 938 and encodes 156 amino acids. The transcript is spliced from 2 exons. The record is from RefSeq and is a predicted model, not a curated record.
UGGGUUUUGUCUUCCAAAAAUUUCCAAAUUCUUGCAAUAACUUCUGUCUCUCCUUCUCUAUCUUUUUGUUCGGUAUCCUCUCUUUCUUCUUCAUCAUAGAGGGUAGAACAGUCUUUUCAGUUACAGUAACAUUACAGUUUCCAAAUGGCGCCGUAGAAACAGAGAGAUCAGGGGACUUUGUUUUGGGUUUUAGCGGAAACCCAUUUGAGUUUCAGAGUUGAAACUCUUAUUCUUCUUCCGCAGAAACUCAACCUUUUAUCUGGGUUUUCCUUCAUUUGUCUUGAAACAUUCAAAGCCUGUAGCUUUUAUCUUGUUAUGUUCUUCUUGGUUACCCUCUUGAGAUUAUGAAAAUCAAUGAGUUGAAGAGUAAGUUUGUUUUUUAUUUUAAUCUAGAUUAAGUUAAAAUGAAGUAAUAGUGGAAGCAUUGACCGCUUUUUGAUUGAUUAAGAGAAAGAAAGUUAACUUUCAUGAAGGUUUUGUUUUGCAAAAUUCAUUGUCCUUCCUUCAUUUGCUUUUGCAAAUCCUCUUCUCAUAUAUACACACCAGGGCCACUGAAGUUGGAGAACAGUCCUCAUGUGCCUUCAACAACAACAAUUGUGUCAGCUUCUAGUGAUCAUCAAGAUGCGUAUGGUGAUGGUGAUGACGAAGCCAAAAAAGCCAAGGAUGUUGAUUGUGUUGUAGAGGGGAAGCAGCAGCAGCAACAAGAAGGAGAACAAGAACAGGAACAAAAAGAGGAAGAAGGUGGUGAGGAAUGUGUAAAAAGCAGUCUCAAGAAGGAGGAUUCGGAUUCGAAAAAAGUGCAGAAAAAGAGAGUUCAAUGGAUGGAUUUCUUGGGGAAAGAAUUGGUUCAGAUCAGGGAAUUUGAACCCUGCAGUGAAGUAGAAGAUAGCGACGAUGACAGUACAUGCCGUAAAGGCUGUGUUUGUACAAUUCUAUAACUCUGCCAUAUUAUUCAUCUGCAAAUUCUCAUAUUGACUAAAGCAUCAAGCACGGAGAGACAAACAGCUUCUGAUCUCAACCGCAUUCAGUUCAUCUUCUUCUCCCAGCAUUAUAAAGGAUCAGUAUGUGGAUAUAUGGCUUUGACUUUUCUGCCCCAUUAUCCCUCACAUGAGAAAUACUCUACAAGAAUUCAAUAUAACAGAUAGUUACGUUUACCUUCUAAGAGUGUCAAACUAUUGUUUAUUUUACAGAACAACAUUCUCUUCACUGGAUUAUGAAAAUUUAUACAAGUUUCAAGUUUUUUUCUGA